Molecule: messenger RNA, 450 nt
Organism: Colletotrichum scovillei
Lineage: Eukaryota; Fungi; Ascomycota; Sordariomycetes; Glomerellales; Glomerellaceae
Exons: 3
Coding region: 1-450 (149 amino acids)
Source: RefSeq, a predicted model, not a curated record
AUGGCGACGUCCCACGGCGCAACUGUCGAAGACGAAGUAUUGGAAGAUGGAUCCGAGAAAGGCGGAACCUCCGAAGAGACCGAGAAGCCUCUUCUCGCGUACAGAUUAGAAGAGGAGAUGUUGUUGUGGAAGAACCAGAGCCCCAUAGUUCUCUGGCAAUUGCAGCUCUUCCUCGACGCUCUCGUCGCAGCCCAUGACGAGGCCGAAGACUGUACGAUCGACCUCGACAUUGAUGCCUACCUCACCAAGAGAUGGCGCCGCCGCCAGCGCGUCAAGUACACGAGGGGACUAGCGGUUUACAAGGCCCAGCGCAAGGCAAUACUCAAGAUUGAGAUGGGAGUCAUUCGGGACGGUAAUAUGGGGGAGGCACUCCAGGCCGCUUUCGAUCGUGUUCAAAUCGCCCUAAUCGAGAACAUGACGCGCGUCAAUUUGCUGUUGAGCAUGCUCUGA